AUGCGGGACUGGAUCCGCACGGCUCCCCGGGUCACGACCUUCCAUGGGGUGAGGUCCAGCGACCCGCCCCGGGCGGCCAGCCUCCUACAAACCCAGCCAGGGCUGGAACCCAGCAUCCAGGAGCAGGAGCCGGCCUCCUCCCUCCUCGACCUGCACCUCACGGCAGACAGGGACGUGGCCACAGUGGAGGGCGGCGUCGUGCUCGCCAGCGCCCUCACCGGCCAGGCCCGCGUGACGGGGACUCGACGCGGCAUGCUCAUCCUGGGCAUGGAGACGGCAGACGGCGCCGCCACCGCCAUCGAGGACUUCCCACUCGCCAAGCUGUGCUGCUCGCGCUUUGUCGCUGGCGCCAGGAUGAAGCUCUGGUGGCAGAUGCCGCGGUGGGGUUCCACCUCCCAUGACAUCACGCCCGAGACUCAGUUUCUGUUGUUGGAGCUGGAAGACGGGGUCUACGGCGUGGUGCUUCCUCUCAUAGACCGCCGGACCUUCCGAGGCACGCUGCGGUAUCCCAGGUGA
Messenger RNA from Auxenochlorella protothecoides, 516 nucleotides. RefSeq names its product putative galactinol-sucrose galactosyltransferase 2. Lineage: Eukaryota; Viridiplantae; Chlorophyta; Trebouxiophyceae; Chlorellales; Chlorellaceae. The transcript has 4 exons. Bases 1 to 516 code for a protein of 171 amino acids. The record is from RefSeq and is a predicted model, not a curated record.